Messenger RNA from Exophiala spinifera, 417 nucleotides. RefSeq lists its product as uncharacterized. Gene Ontology annotation, molecular function: carbonate dehydratase activity; zinc ion binding. The record is from RefSeq and is a predicted model, not a curated record. Lineage: Eukaryota; Fungi; Ascomycota; Eurotiomycetes; Chaetothyriales; Herpotrichiellaceae. The transcript is spliced from 4 exons. Bases 1 to 417 code for a protein of 138 amino acids.
AUGGUUUCUAAACCUUUAGCGGAAAUGCUUGCUCGGAACCUCAGCAAGUUCGCACCGACUUAUCAAGCACCUCCCGGGUUGAUGCAGCUGGCGACGAAAAUAAGGGCUUCAGGCGAAGGCGUGGUAGUCCUUUCGUGCUCCGACCCACGCUUGAAUCCCUACCAGAUUCUCGGCCUCGACAGUAGCCUGCCGGCCACCAUGGUUCGCAACGCGGGUGGUAGGGCCUUUGACGCCAUCCGCACACUCUCGGUCCUCCAGACAAUCGGACGCCCGGGCACCAUCGUCGUCAUGCACCAUACGGACUGUGGAAUGAGUCAUUUUCACGACGCCGAUGUCAAACGAGCACUUCUGGAAAUCAACCCCGACGCAGGUGAAUUGAUACAGUCUAUGGAGUUUGGCGAGAUCAAAAACGGGUAA